Molecule: messenger RNA, 1532 nt
Organism: Ascoidea rubescens DSM 1968
Lineage: Eukaryota; Fungi; Ascomycota; Saccharomycetes; Ascoideales; Ascoideaceae
Exons: 1
Coding region: 302-1258 (318 amino acids)
Source: RefSeq, a predicted model, not a curated record
AAUAAAACAAUUCAAAUCAAUAGAAAUUAUUAUAAAUCAUUAUAUUUGUUUUUCAUAUUUGGCAAUGACCAAAACAAUCCAUACUUUUUUUUAGUUUUCAAAAUAAUAUAAAUACGCCAGUUUUUCUUGCUCUUUUAUAAAAACUAAUGAAGCAUUUUAAAAAUUAGCAAACUAAUUAGAUAUUAUAAUUUUUCACUAAAUCUCUAUCUAAAUCACUGCCUAAACCAUUAAAUAACCCAUUUCCUAUAUUAUACCCAGUAAAGUACUUACCAAAACCAUUUAAUAAAAAAAAACUCUGAAAAUGAAUUACCCAUAUCCAAAUCAAUUACAACCUAUAUUCUUACCACAAUAUUUUUAUAACCUAAAUAUAACUCAAUAUUCUGUUCAAGGUAGACAGUCUGGCCAAUCUUCCAAAAGACUACUUUCUCCAACAACUAAAUUGAUACUUAAAACAAACGAUAUAAACAGCCACAAUCAGUUUUUCAUUACUGCUACUUUAUUUGGUUAUUAUGACGAUUUUCUUUAUUCAAACCAAGAUAAUUUGAUUGGUUCAAAAAUUCUAUUCGGUGUUAAAGAGAAUAGUCUUCUUAAUAAUCUUAAUAAAGUUGAUUCUUAUUGUUUUGAAUUUAAAGAUCUAGCAAUAAGGAAAAUUGGUAAUUACAAAAUUAAAUAUGAUUUGUAUAAAUAUAACAUAGGCAUUGGCUCUACUUUUAUCAAAUCCCUCUUUUCCAGCAAAAUUACAAUAUAUUCUACAAGAUCUUUUUAUAGCAAUUCAAAAAAAAAAAGAGUGAAUAAUGAUAAUGAUAAUGUUAAUGUUAAUGUUAAUGAUAAUGACAAUGUUAAUCUUAAUCUUAAUGUUAAUGUUAAUAUAGGCAAAAUGAACAAUGACAAUAAUAAUGAAAACCAGAAUAACGAAAAAAAUAGUAAUAUUGAUAAAAAAAAAAAAAAAAAGUAUAAUAGCAAUAAUGACAUUUAUGGUACAGGUAUAAAUAAUGACAAUCAUAGUAAAGAUAUAAACAGUGACAAUUAUAGUACAGAUACAAAUGAUGAAAAUUAUAGUAUAGGUAAAAACAAUGUCCUAAUUAAUUUCCCAUCAUUUUGUAACUAUCACCUAGAUAUAAAAGUCAAACCAAAAUCUUUUAACAUCAAUCCAAGACUUUUAAACCUUGAUUCAGCCGAUAUAACCCCUGAUUUAAAGACUUUCAGUUUUUCAGGAGAUUUUGAAUUAGAUGUUAUUCCAAAGUUUUCUAACCAUUAAAAAAACCAAAAAAACAACAACAAACUGCAAACUGCAAACCAUUAUUUUAAACAACAUACUAAAACAUUACCAAAUAAGUUAUUAAACAAGAUAAUAGAAAACAUACAAAUGCUUUACAUAAACAAUUAGUCCAUAAUAUCCUAAGUCUCACAUCUUCGUAUUUUGUUUAUCUUUUUUAACAUUGUAGUAAAAACAAUUAAUAUGAAAUAAUAUAGAUUAAAAUGAAGAUUCUAAAAAAGCAAAAAAGGAAAAUUAAUGGUGGAAAAAUCAAUGG